Messenger RNA from Alternaria arborescens, 3381 nucleotides. RefSeq names its product Structural maintenance of chromosomes protein 5. NCBI's taxonomy places the organism in Eukaryota, Fungi, Ascomycota, Dothideomycetes, Pleosporales, Pleosporaceae. Gene Ontology annotation, cellular component: Smc5-Smc6 complex. The record is from RefSeq and is a predicted model, not a curated record. The transcript is spliced from 5 exons. Gene Ontology annotation, biological process: double-strand break repair via homologous recombination. Gene Ontology annotation, molecular function: ATP hydrolysis activity; ATP binding. Bases 1 to 3381 code for a protein of 1126 amino acids.
AUGCCUGGUAUCGUUCAGCGAGGUCGAAAACGACCAUCGCGCGCGGUCAGCGAAGAUGAAGACGAAGAAUCUUCUGCCUCCUCCUCUCCACCGUCGUCCGCUAGUAAACGCGCACGCUACGAACAGAACGCGCCCAACGGCUCCCUCCGAGCAAAUGGCCACCGGAAUGGCUCGACCGCACACGCUCAGGACGAUUUCAAACCGGGAUCGCUUGUCAGAGUGAAGCUCACAAACUUCGUCACAUACACGGCUGCCGAGUUUCAUUUGGGACCAAGCCUGAACAUGAUCAUCGGUCCGAACGGUACAGGAAAGAGCACCUUGGUCUGCGCAAUCUGCUUGGGUCUAGGAUGGAAUAGUGAGCAUCUGGGCAGGGCUAAAGAGCUGGGCCAAUUCGUCAAACACGGCGCGACAGAAGCCGUCAUUGAGAUCGAGCUUGCAACGGGUUCUGGCAAAGGCCCAAAUCGAAUAGUCAAGCGCCUCAUUCGUAAAGAAGACAACAAGUCUGUCUUUUUCCUAGAGGAUAGGCGCGUCACCCAGAAAGAUGUCGUAGCGAUGGCCAAAGGAUACUCCAUUCAAAUCGACAAUCUGUGCCAGUUCUUGCCGCAGGACCGUGUUGUUGCAUUCUCCAUGAUGAGCGACGUCGAUCGUCUACGAGAAACUCAGCGCGCUGCAGCGCCUCCUUACAUGGUAGAGUGGCAUGAUCAGCUAAAGGCCCUGCGUGUAAGCGAGCGAUCGAAGGAGGAUGAGCAGAGCAAGCAACGCGAGAGUCUUGAGAAGUCGGAAAAACAACAGACCUCAUUAAGAGGCGAUGUGGACCGUCACCACCAGCGCGAAAAUCUACAGCGAGAAGCAAAAUGUCUAGAGAUGGUCAGGCCUAUGAUCGAGAUGAAGGACCUCAAGACAAACAUUAACAAUAUCAAGACGGAAAUCCGAGAAGCAAGACUGGAGCUCGAUCAGAUCAACGUCGACAUAGAGCCAGCGCGUCAAGCUCAGUCGGCAGUUGAAGCAUAUCAGGAUCAAAUACAGCAGGUUGUGCGCCUUCGCAAGAACCGCGUUGAUAUGAUCAAGACUCAAGCCGACAACAUUGCGAGAAAGGUCGACGCUGAAAAGACAAAGGCAGCAGAGUCUACGGCGAUGAUUAGUGCUGAACUAGCAUCGAAGAAGACGAGCGAGCAGGACAUGGUCCGCCUAAAUCAUGAGAUCGUCAAGCUGAAGCAACAGCAAAACAGUGAGCCCGAGCAUUACGACGCCGAGUCUUAUGAGCAACGCAAGGCGGCUCUACGUAAUGAGAUAUCAACUAGGGCGGGCCUUGUCGUGGAAAAGGAAAACAUAUUACUCGAUAUGAGGAACCGUCGCGUGCCUGACAUCUCGAGGCAGAAUGAAAAGCUGAAAGCAGACCGCGCAAGGCUGAGUACCCAAAGCGGGAAACAGGCCAGUCUCUUACAGAAACUUUCUCACGACACAGCUGCUGCAUGGGACUGGGUUCAGAAGCACAAAGACUCUCUAGAUCUGAGAGGUAAAGUAUUCGGUCCGCCGAUCCUAGAAUGUUCCGUCAUAGACCCUAGGUAUGCUCAAGCCGUCGAAGGGCAGUUGAGAAGGGGUGAUGUCGUUGCCAUUACCUGUACCCACAAAGAUGAUCAAAAGCUACUCAUGAACAAACUCCUAACUAAAAAAGACAACGGCGGGCAAGGACUUCACGACGUCCAUCUUCGAACAUCGCCGAAGCCUCUCUCUGCGUAUCAAAAGCCCGUCUCUGAAGCAGAACUGACUCGUUACGGAUUCGAGGGAUAUAUGUUAGAUUACCUUCAAGGGCCGGAUGAAGUCUUGGCAAUGCUUUGCGACAACAACAGAUUACACCAGAUUGCCUAUGCUGCGAACCCAAUCUCGGACGAGCAACACGAGGCUGUAACAAACAGCCCGAUUCACAGCUGGGUCAGUGGUGUGCUCACGAAUCGCGUUGUUCGACGUUACGGCCAAGCUUCGACUUCCGUCACAAAACUUAGACCGGCACAAUUCUUCGUUGACCAGCCAGCCAACGCGGAUGAAAUGCGGGAGCUUGACCAAAAGCAACGGGAGCUAGUGCGAACAAAACAAGAGCUGCAAGAGGAAAACGCUGUAGUCAAGAAUGAAAUGAAGACCCUCAACGAGGAGAUUGCAGAAUUUAGACAAGAAAUGGAAAUCGUCCAAGCUGAGCAAAAUGGCAUCAGGAAAGCUUUGGCCGAAUGGGAAGCCCUUCCUGGAAAGAUUGCAAUGAAACAAACGGACCUGGACAGCCAUAAACAGAAGAUUGCGGAAACGGCCGACCGCAUUCGAGCAAUCAAAGCCGACGCUCGUGUCGCAUCACUGAAGGCGGCUAGUCUGACGCUCGAAUAUGCUAAAGCUGUCACACAGAUGAGAGCAUUUCAUGAAUCGCACGUGGAGGCUGAGAUUAGAUUCAUUGAAGCCAAGUCUGAACUCAGGGGCUUGAUACAGGAGAACAGCGAAAUACUGCAGAAACAGCAAGCACAACAGGCCAGGAUCGCUGAGCUUGAUCAGCGCCAUCAGGCCCUUCGGCGUGACUACAGGAGGAUUUUCAACGUCACGCAGGAAGAGAUUAGCACCUGCACCGAGGAGGAGAAUCGGAUGAUACUCGCAUACAAAGAAUCUAUCCCCAGCAUCGAUGACUUGGACAUAGAGAUACAGUCUGUCACUGCGCGAUUGGGAAUGAUGGCUGAAGGCAAUCCUGGGGCGAUCAAAGCUUACGAGAAGCGCGAAGAGGAAAUCAGAACAGCACGAAUCAAGCUGGACGAGUACGCCCGUGAUCUCGAGCAAAUCCAGGAUGAGAUCAACGAGAUCCGCGGCAAGUGGGAACCUGAGCUCGACCGUCUUGUUCGCAAAAUCAGCGCAGCCUUCGCGCAACAGUUUGAGAUGAUCGGAUGCGCAGGAGACGUCCAGGUGAACAAACACGAAGCAGAUUUUGACAAAUGGUCCAUCCAGAUCUCCGUCCGCUUCCGAGAAAAUGAGAGUCUCAGCGUCCUAGACUCCCACCGCCAAUCCGGUGGCGAGCGCUCCGUCUCAACCGUCUUCUACCUCAUGGCGCUACAAGACCUCGCCCAAUCGCCCUUCCGCGUCGUCGACGAAAUCAAUCAGGGUAUGGAUCCUCGCAACGAACGUAUGGUACAUGGGCGCAUGGUGGAUAUUGCGUGCCAGGAGAACACGAGUCAAUACUUUCUUGUGACACCCAAACUUCUGCCUGGUCUCAAGUAUCACGAGAAGAUGAAGGUGCAUAUCAUCAACUCUGGAGAACAUGUCCCGGUUGCAACAGGAAAAACGGGUGAGUGGAAUUUGUCAAGUAUGGCAGAGAUCGCCCUGGCAGUUCGGCGGAGCGUUGCUGUCGCUUGA